GUCUACGCCGUUUACGUAGCCCACCCCCCUCCUUCUUCGGGACAGCCGUGACUGGCGGCGGGAAACGGGAACGGAAGUGACGGAGAAGGAAUAGGAUGAUGAAGCUGAAGAGCAGCCAGACCCGGACGUAUGACCGGGACGGGUAUAAGAAGCGGGCGGCGUGCGUAUGCUUUCGGAGCGGGGCCGAGGAGGAAGUGCUGUUAGUAAGUAGCAGCCGCUAUCCAGACCGUUGGAUUGUACCUGGUGGGGGAUUGGAACCAGAUGAAGAACCCAGUGCAGCAGCUGCUAGAGAAGUUUGUGAGGAGGCUGGUGUUAAAGGAAUAUUAGGACGUCUUCUUGGAGUAUUUGAGAAUUUUGAACGGAAACAUAGAACCUUUGUUUAUGUUUUGACUGUAACAGAGAUCCUUGAAGAUUGGGAGGAUUCAGUUAAUAUUGGACGGAAGCGCCGCUGGUUCAGCAUUGAGGAAGCGGUACGUGCUUUGCAGGGCCACAAACCUGUGCAGGCAUCCUACUUCCAAAGCCUGAGACAAAGUUGCCAUCCUAACAAUGGAGCCAUCCCUGUGCCAAGCCAGAGUGCACUACCUGAUAUCAGAUGACCUACUCUUGUUACGGACUCAAUCCUUGUUCCCUCACUCUUUCUCCAAACCCUGAGAAGCAGAUUCCAGCAGACAAAGCUUCACUGAAAGUGCUAAACUCCAAUUGGCUUCUGACGUUGUGUUGUGCAGCAAUGGAUUGUGCAUGCUGUGAUUUCCCUUUCAUAUUUGGCAUGGACAUGUUCAAUUAUUAGUGCCCUGUCACCUUAUUUUUACCUUUACCUGUGCCAUGAUUCUAUUUUUUUUUUCCACUCUUACUGUAUAAUUUCAUCCUUUCAAUUGCUUAUUUACAUUUAACACCUUUGCCUUUCUAUCUCCAGGUCUGGUUUUCACAAAUGCUUCACCUUCAUUGUCCUAACAUUUUUAUCUGGUAUGUCAAGCUGCUUUAGUAUGAUUAUUUCAGUGUGAUGGAGUAUUCAAAAGUGGUGGUAAGGAUUCCUUACUCAUUUUUGGUAAUUUUUAUGUAAUUUAAUUUUUUUUUUUUUUAUGAUUAACAGUGUUAUUUUAAAAGGCAAAGCUAUUACAGUUAUAUAAACCACUAUAUGUGGGCUUUGCAAAAAGUGAAAAAAAUAUUUUGAACAUUUUUUUUCUUUUCAAUUUACUAUAUGUUCCAUAAAAUUUUUGAUGGUUUUAGGGGUAUUUCAUUUUCAUUAAGUGAUGGCAUAUAACUAGGAUAUGCUAUAGCUUUUUGUUUGGUGGGGAUUUUACCUCAGUGACCCAACUGAUCCUGACAAUUAAAGAACUACAGAGCUAAAAUAGUGACCUUUUUUUCUCAGAAUCUGUUGUAUCUCAAAAGUCAAAUAACCCCCAGUCAUAAAGUGAUGGCAUAUGCUAUUGAUAUGCCAUCAAUUUAUGAGAAGUUCUGUAUAGAAUAGGCAAUGCAAAGGGCACUCAAUACCAAAGAUUCAUUCAUGUAGCUCCUUUAUAAAGGUUUCAAGGUCAUGACAGCAGGAAAUGUUGUCAAUGGCCGUUUUCACUUUUAUUUUAUUUUUUAAGAAGGCAUAAAAAAGCGGGCGUAUCCAUGAAACAGCUGUUACCCAACAAUGCCGCUGUCAUAACCUCAGAAUUUUUUGAAUUAAGCUACUUGAAUGAAUCCACGGGGUGAGUGCUGCUUAUAUUUGCUACUUCUCAUGAACGCUGUAUUAAGAUAUUCAGGACAUCUCCAGGGAAGUGUAUAUGUGUGUGUGUCAUAUAUAUAUAUAUAUAUAUAUAUAUAUAUAUAUUAUAGCUCCUAAGCUGCUUUUCUCAGAGAGGGAUUUGGAUAAAGACACAAAGGAUGGCAGGAUGACUUAUUUUCCUUACUCUCUCCAGAUAGCUAUUGAAUGAUAUUUAGACAAUUAAAUAGGUUUAUGAGAGGGAAAGGAUGGCCUAUGGGUUUAGUUCCCCGGGGAACCCCUUUAAUUUUUUUUGCACUAUAUGUUCCUCAUUUUAGUUACUGAUAAGUAAAGAAAAUCUUCAUGUUCACAAAUUGUACACAGUAAUAAGGUACCAGAUAUUACAGUGUGCCCUCAAAAUAAUGUCGCCGCCAUCCUAUUUCUGUUGUCAUAUAUAAUAUAUACAUAUGUGUGUGUGUGUGUGGGGGUAUUUUUAUCUCUCAUGCUAUUUUGGAGAAUUUCCUAUUUUAGUUUAUUACAAAGAUUUUCUCCUGUUCCGGUGUUUCCAUAAUACUGUAAUUCUUACUGAUCUAUCUACUGACCUGUCUUCUUUAAUAAUGACAGGAAUUUAAAAGCUGUGACUUACAAAUUGUAAGGGUGUUUGUUGUUGUUUUUGUUUAGUUUUUUUUUUUUUUUAUAUAUUUAUCUGGUGACACAUUUACUAAAUUGCUCAUAUAUGUGUGUGGUCACCAUCUCAUGUGGUUAAAAAAAAACAGAACCCACUACCUCUUAGACUGUAUGCUCACGGUUAAGAUAUCUAAUGGAAAGGGUUGUUCUCUGCAGGACAACUACUUUUUACAAACCCUAUUUUAUUCACAUUGCAAGAGUGAUGGUUUAUCUAAGGUACUUUGGAGAAGAUUUAUCAAAACCUGUGCAGAAGAAACGUUGACCAGUUGCCCAUAGCAACCAAUUAGAUUGCUUCUUUCAUUUUAAAAAAUGCCUCUGAAAAAGGAAAUAAGUAAUCUGGUUGCUAUAGGCAACUGGUCAGCUUUUCCUUGGCACAGGUUUUGAUCAAUCUUCCCCUUUUUGCUUAGCCUUCAUAUUUCUAAAUGUAUGGACAAUGAAUGGUGCAGACUUGUGUGGCCCACUAUUUGGCUACAGAAAAUGGAGAACCCUUUCCCAUUUACUUCACAUAAAAGCAUGAAAAGUGCUUAAAGGGGUGCUCCGGCCCUAAGACAUCUUAUCCCCUAUCUUGCAUUCAGCACCCACCUCUUUGAGGUGCACGUCACGCUGCCAGCUCAUAAACUGCCAGGCGCCGACCACUGGGCCGCAGUAUCGUGACGUCAUGACUCCGCCCCAGUGUGUCACACCCUGCCCCCACUAUGCAAGUCUAUGUCCGUCACGUCUCCUCCCAUAGACUUGCAUAAUGGGGGCGGAGUCGUAAUGUCACUACUCCAGCCCCGUGGUCGGCACCCGGCAGUUUGUGAGCUGGCAGCACGGCAUGCAGCUCAAAGAGGUGAGUGUCAAAUGCAAGAUUGCGGGGGUCCCCAGCGGCGGGACCCCCACGGUCAGACAUUUUAUCCCCUAUCCUUUGGAUAGGGGAUAAGAUGUCUUAGGGCCGGAGUACCACUUUGACUUUGUAGAAAAACACUUCUAUACCAUAACAACUGUUCACAUAUAGGUGGAGAUUCAUUAAAACAUGUGCAGAGGAAACAUUUACUAGUUGCCCAUAGCAAUCAAUGAAAUAGUUUCUUUCAUUUUUCAGAGGCCCUUUUAAAAAUGAAAGAAACAAUCUAAUUGGUUUCUAUGGGAAACUGGUCAACCUUUCCUCUGCACAGAUUUUUCUAAAUCUCCCCUAUAGUGUGCAACAAUAUUCUUUUACUGAAUAAAUCAUAUUCUGAUUAUAUGUAAAGCCAAGCAUAAUUGGUAAUACAGCCGGUUUAUUAAUAAAAUAAUUUAUACACUUUGCUGCUUGUAACCGCUGUAACUAUUAUUGUCCGUUAGAAAGGUUUGCUUGUAAAUGACAUGACUGUACCGUUAGAAUUGUACAGUUUUAUUAUAGCUCAUCUACUGCAUCCAAUCAAGUACUGAGAAACAAAAUCUAUUUCCUAAGGAAAAUAACUGAAGGAUUACAGUCACAGUGCUCCUCCACUAUACAUGUAAUUCAAGCUGUAGCAAGACUUAAUUUAAGGAAGAAUUCUUUCAUACAUCUAUUUAAUGAAUUUGUUAGGUUCUGUUUGGCUCAGGCUGGACUCUUUGUAGAAACUAUAAGAAACUGAACAGAUGACAUGCACUAAUACCUUUUAUCCUGUAUUCUCUAAUGCAGCCUUGCUCGAGCAUGCAUUACACUGAGGUUUUUGUAGAACCAAACAGAAUAUUGCAAUUAUUAUAUUGACAACAAUAUAUUUCUAAGAUUAAGUACUCGCUAUUGUUUUUUUUUUUUAUAGCUACAUUUUAAGAUAGGGAUAGAAAGUGUAGACAAGAGGUCCCCAAGGCCUUUCCCUGACACAUCCUUUUUCCAUUUUAUUCAGUGGUUAAGUGUUUGUGAUUUAGUAGAAUUGGAAUGGAAUACUCCUUAGCUGUUAGAAUCGAAUUUCAUCUUGUAAAAGAGCUGUGUAGUCUAUUGUGUUAUAAAUCUCUGUUCUGCAAUUUAUUUGCGGUGUAUUAUCCCGCAUAUCAUGUCUUAGUUUUAGGCAUAUCGAUUAGGGUUUUCCUGAAACAGUAGAAUGCCCAAAUUCACAUUGCCAUUGUUCCAUUUAUCUAAAACUUUGACUUUCGUGUCAUUCUACAUAUUAUGAACGCUCAGGCUUUUCCAUGAACCCACAAAUGUAGCUUCAUAUUUGCAAAUGAGAUCUACAAUUAUAUACUAACUUGUUGGAGGUGACAGCUCUCUUCUUUCACUAUAUCUAAAUAACUAUCAGGUACUAACUUUAAAGGUUUGAACCCAACUCAUAUGAUGUUUUACCUAUUUAGCAAAAUAUGUUCACCACAUUCAAAUUUGGUCUGUAUUUAUUGUAUGCUGAACAUAAAUACAGAAAAAGAAACCUAAUUGAAAGGUUUAGACUUUUCUGUGCAUUGCUUUUGCCUUAAAGGGUUACCCUGCUACCCAGUAUCCGGAACAUUGCGUUCCGAACACUGUGAGGGCUUCCGUGUUCACACCCACCCCCUCGUGAUGUCAUGGCCUGCCCCCUCAAUGAAAGUCUAUGGGAAGGGGGUGCGACGGCCGUCAAGCCCCCUCCCAUAGACUUGCAUUCAGGGGGCGGGAUGUGAUGUCACGAGGAAGCAGGCGUGAACACGGAAGCCCUCACACAGUGUUCGGAACGCAAUGUUCUGGAUGCUGGGUAGCAGAGUAACCCUUUAAAAUUGUGAAUUGAAAAUACUGACCAAUUUUGGCAUGGAGCUAAUGUUAUUUUGAUGGGCUAUUGACAUGGGCAUGAAAAUAUAUAAAAAAGAAUGUGCUUAUUUCAUCCAUUUUGCACAUAGUAAUGCCAAUUCAGGUCUAUAGAGUCCUCAAAAUACAGAUGCAUCCAUAUUUUAAUGAUGUAUUUUGUAUUGCACCAGUAUAUCCCUAUUGCCACAUCCAUAUUUCAGCACCUUUCUUCUGUAUUUCAGUUUCCUCUUUAGAAGAUACCCCAUUAGUAUUAUGGAUAUGUAAUGCUCUUGACAUACUGAUGCAAAAUAAUGUGUAAUACUGUGGAUCUGUAUUUAGUAUUAUAGUUAUCCUCACGUGAAACAGUCCUAAAUUUGGUUCCCUAGCUAAUAGGCUUUUAACUUCUGGGUUGCAAAAGCCUGAGACUUAACUUAUAGGUUGUAGCCCGAACAUCAUGUAACCCAGGGGCAUUUAUGGUACGUUUGCUUUAUUUGUUAUGGCAGAUAAUAUAUUGCUUACAAAAUACCUUUCCUUUGGUCCAUCAAUUGUAAUUCUAUGUGAACAUAGACCCUUUAUUAAACAAUACAAAUGUAUUAACUUGUAGACUAUAGUAAAAUAUAAAUAAAUACAUUUCAGAUAAAGAGAAACUGAAACUGGUUUAGGGAUGUGAGAUGAAUCCUCAUAUCAUUGACACUAUUAAUGCAACUAAUCCUUCUUUUCUUUGCUAUGUGAAACAAAUAAUAAACAGGAAAACAUGAGGAAUUAUACCUUUUGUGACACUGCACUAGAAAGGGUUUAAAGGUAAGAUUAUUAUCUCCCUGAAGCUUCCUAUCCCAAAAUAAUGGAUGAAAGGUAGAAAAAAGGAUGUUUCUUAAGGUAGAUUAGUACAUUGAAACCUAUCAAGAUGUACACCUUGAAAAUGGUACCCUUUUGGCAUAUGUUUGGCCCAUAUAAGUCUAUGGGUACUGCACAUUAUUAGUCUGGAUACUGCCAACUGUAUGAUCAAAUGUAGUGUGAAUUGAGCCUUAAUUACACAAAGAGAAAUCUUUUAUCAGGGAAACCUUGCUGGAAAGUAAACUGAAAGCUAUAAACCUGUAUGUACACAGAAACAUACAGGCAAACAUUGCUACUAGAAAACAUAAAGGGCUAUUCCAAAUUCAGCAAACAAUUGGUUUUUUUUUUGAUUUUUUUUUGUAUAAUGAAUCCUAUACAGUUUCCAGUAUACUUUCAGUAUAAAAUGCUCGAAGAUUCACAGAUCUUUGCUUGUUGACAUUUACUAGAAAAUUUUCAGUGUAUAAUCACCUGAGCAGAUAUAUGAUGGUUCACAUUCAGUGACUGCAAGCUAUGAUUGGAACUAGAGAUGAGCGAAGUUACAGUGAUUCGAUUCGUCACAAACUUCUCGGCUCGGCGUUUGCUGACUUUAACCUGCAUAAAUGAGUUCAGCUUUCAUGUGUUCCGGUCUGGAGACUUUCUCCUAGGACUGUAUCCACCUUUUCCAGCCCACCGGAGCACCUGAAAGCUGAACUCAUUUAUGCAGGAUAAGUCAGCAACUGCCGAGCCGAGAAGUUCGUGACAAAUCGAAUCACUGUAACUUCGCUCAUCUCUAAUUGGAACAAACCUAUUUAAAAAAUGUUUGAUACAGAAAGAUAUUGAAAUAUUGUAUAAUUUUUUUUAUUAUACAAAGAAUAUGAUGUAGAUAUUGAAACUGGAAUAGUCCUUCAAUGGUUAAGAAUCAUAUUCAGAAAACACCAGUUUAAAGGACACUGCCGAAUGUGUUCAUAUGCAUUUGAAAGAUGACACAUUUUACAUUCAUUAAAAAUGUCAUUUAAUAGUGUAGUGUUUUUUGUAAAAUGAUUAACUAUGAUUUAACAAAAUAAAAAAACAAAUUUGUUACUGAU
Molecule: messenger RNA, 6955 nt
Organism: Hyla sarda
Lineage: Eukaryota; Metazoa; Chordata; Amphibia; Anura; Hylidae
Gene: NUDT3
Product: nudix hydrolase 3
Exons: 5
Coding region: 96-596 (166 amino acids)
Biological process (GO): diphosphoinositol polyphosphate metabolic process; adenosine 5'-(hexahydrogen pentaphosphate) catabolic process; diadenosine pentaphosphate catabolic process
Cellular component (GO): cytoplasm; nucleus
Molecular function (GO): endopolyphosphatase activity; diphosphoinositol-polyphosphate diphosphatase activity; bis(5'-adenosyl)-hexaphosphatase activity
Source: RefSeq, a predicted model, not a curated record